This is a messenger RNA of Pecten maximus, 898 nucleotides long. RefSeq names its product keratin, type II cytoskeletal I-like. The transcript has 3 exons. The record is from RefSeq and is a predicted model, not a curated record. The coding region runs from base 16 to 660 and encodes 214 amino acids. Lineage: Eukaryota; Metazoa; Mollusca; Bivalvia; Pectinida; Pectinidae.
AUAAGUUGUUGUCACAUGGUGUACACCGCAGACCCACAGAAAACUUCCAAUAUAGAACAGACAGUGAGCUACCAUACAAUCAACAUGUACUUUUCAGCCGUGACCUGUCUCUGUUCUACCAUUCUGUUCGGUGUCUGUCAUGGAUUUUUCGGAGAUUUGUUCGGAAUGGGAGGAGGAAUGGGAGGAGGAAUGGGAGCAGGGGGAGGAGGGAUGGGAGGAGGGAUGGGAGGAGGAAUGGGGAUGGGCGGUAUGUUCAACAUGAUGGCGAUGGGAGGAGGCGAUAAUUACAACUCCAUGAUGGAACAAAGAUACGGUUGCCAAACAGAGGGAGGAUAUUGUUUAGAUAUGUACCCACCACCAGCAUCCGCAGGUGGCGCCGGUGGUGAGCAACCAGAAGUUGAAAUGGAAGGCGGAGCUCCGACCGCUCCACCUCAGCCAGCUCCUAGAGCCCAUGGAGCCCGUGGACAUCAUGCUGGGGGUCACGGAGCACCGAAAACCCCUGGAAAACCCGGCGCGACCGCUCCUCCGGCCACCCCGGCACCACCCCGAAGAAUGGUAGCAAAUCCUAUGCAUUACAUCCGCCAAAACUGUAUGAACUUCGACUUUGAUUAUUUCAGCUGCGGUAGGACAGGAGGUGUGUGCUGUUACCAGAGGCCUUGAUCAUCAUAUUAUCUUCACACAUCAGUGCCAUUUAACAGUUGAUGAAACUGCUCACUUGGAACAACUGGAAAUGUACUCCAAACACUCAUUUUCAUGAAUAUACUGGACGCCUUCGAUAUUUAAACACGUGACUCAAACGAUACCUAAAGACGCAUGCAGUGUUGUACACGAUACAUGGGGUGUCCAACGUAUGAUAUUUAACUGUCAAAUAUGGAAUAAUAACUUGUAUAUAUUAACA